AUGAGCCUGCUGGGCAGCCUGGCCUCCUCGCCGCGAGACCCGCUGCAGUCCAGCAAGGCCAGGAUGAAAAAGCUCCCGAAGAAGAGCCAGAACGAGAAGUAUCGGCUUAAGUACCUGCGGCUGCGCAGAGCGGCCAAAGCCACGGUGUUUGAAAAUGCUGCUAUUUGUGAUGAAAUUGCUCGUCUUGAAGAGAAAUUUCUUAAAGCAAAAGAAGAGAGACGGUACUUGCUGAAGAAGCUCCUCCAGCUGCAGGCCCUAACUGAAGGGGACGUACAGGCUGCAGCUCCUUCCCACACCUCCAGUUUGCCCCUGACUUACAGUGUGGCCAGCUCUGUGGGAACCCUCCAGGGAGCUGGGCCGGUUUCUGGGCCAACCACUGGGGCUGAGGAACCAUUUGGGAAGAAAUCCAAGAAGGAGAAAAAAGAAAAAGGCAAAGAGAACAACAAACUGGAAGUUCUGAAGAAAACAUCCAAGAAAAAGAAAAUGGAGGCAGGUGCUCGCAAGCCGGUUCAGCCCAUUGCCCUGGACCCCUCAGGACGGCCUGUGUUCCCCAUCGGACUGGGGGGCCUAACAGUGUAUAGCCUGGGGGAGAUCAUCACCGACCGACCUGGCUUCCAUGACGAGACUGCCAUCUACCCCGUGGGCUACUGCAGCACUCGGGUCUAUGCCAGCAUGAGGAGUCCAGACCAGGAGUGCCUGUACACCUGUCAGAUAAAGGAUGGUGGCACGCAGCCUCAGUUUGAAAUUGUUCCUGAAGACGACCCCCAGAAUGCUAUCAUCAGCUCCUCCGCUGACGCCUGUCACGCUGAGCUGCUCAAGACCAUCAGUGCGGCUAUGGGGAAACUAAUACCCAACCUGCAUCCAUCUGGAGCUGACUUUUUUGGGUUUUCUCAUCCAACCAUCCACAACCUGAUCCAGAGUUGUCCAGGAGCUCGGAAAUGUGUCAAUUACCAGUGGGUGAAGUUUGACGUGUGCAAACCUGGAGACAGCCCGCCACCACAAGAACAGCUAGAGAAUGACAUAGGUACAAGCUUUGAAGCCUUUCAGAGACAUAGCUUCGAUGAAGAUCAUAGUGAUCCCAUUCUACAAGGAUCCUUGGACCUCCCGGAGCUUCAGCCCACAGCCUUUGUGUCUUCUUACCAACCCAUGUUUCUGACCCAUGAACCGUUGGUAGAUGCUCACCUACAGCACCUGAAGUCUCCGUCGCCAUGUAGCCCAUCUCAGUCUUCCGACUGA
Rangifer tarandus platyrhynchus (Svalbard reindeer) is the source of this 1236-nucleotide messenger RNA. The record is from the annotation of a GenBank genome assembly. Lineage: Eukaryota; Metazoa; Chordata; Mammalia; Artiodactyla; Cervidae.